AAAGGAACAAACCUACCUGGUCCUUCCCUCUCCGGGUGCCUGUGUGAAACUCUCAGCCUAGACUCUGUUGCUGCCAAUGCUUAGUGCAAAAGUCAGCCGGCGACCACUUUGAGGUCUCGCCCUGAAAAAGGAAUAUCAGACCCUUCCAGAUAGAUCCCGCGCGGCGCAUCUGCAUUCCUGCCUCUGUUCUGUUUCCUGUUACAGGGGAUCAGGAUCUGUUUGGUGGGUGUAUUUCUGAAGCCCUAGAGCCAGGUGGCUCAGGCACUUCAUUGAUCCAGGACAUGAGUAGAGAGAAGGAAGAGGACUCUUUCAGUAUACUCAGGAUUUAUGAUGAACCAGAGGAGAGAAGGAGUAUGCCAGAAAGCUCUGGUAUUUCUUCUCAGCAUGAACAAGUGCAGUACCAACCGGACAGUCCUUAUGAAAUGCUCCAGAUCCCUCCAUGUCCCCCCAUGCAGCAUGGCCCUGUUUAUCAGGAGAUGAGCAGUAUGACCCAGCAGCAGUGGGACCUGCAGACCCUAGACACAUCUGAGCUCCGGGCCAUGUGGUUCUCAGGGACAGAACCAGGAGAGGCAGCAGAGGCUGGCCCCAGCUUCCUACCAGGAUCUGCGCUUGGCCAGCCCUCUUCUUCACCUUCCCCCAGUGGAGAAGCCUGGUCCCUCCUCAGAGCGGUUCCUCCCAUUCCAGGUGAAGUGGUGGUCAGGCAGAGGCCCCCACGGGAUUCCUGGAAGGUUGGCAUGCUCCGCCACGGGAAGAGAGUCUACGCGGUGGCCGUCGGUGGUGCAACCCGCCACGUGUACACGUGUGGCUCCGGCUACAUCAGGGUGUGGGACGAGAGUGCCCUGCACGCCUGGGACAAGGCCCCUGAGGCCCAGCUGGACCUGCAGAACCCUCAGAACUGUGUGCUCACCUGCAAGCUGUUCCCCGAUGAGCAGAGCCUGAUCACGGGAGGCGUGUCCCAGACCCUGACUCUCUGGGACCUGGCGCCCACACCCCGCGUCAGGGCACAGCUGGCCUCCACGGGCCCCAUGUGCUAUUCUCUGGCCAUCUCCUCUGAUGCUCGUAUCUGCCUGGCUUGUUUCAGAGGAUUUGUGGAGAUCUGGGAUUUACAGAACCAAAUCCUGAUCAGGAAACACGAAGUCCCUAUAUAUGGGUCCCGCUGUGUUGACAUCGCAGGCAAUAAAUUCUGGACGGGAGGUGAAGACACCAGCUUGUAUUCCUGGGACCUGCGGAGCUACCAGAGGCUUCAGCAAUUCAAUUUACAGAAUGAGAUCCUCAGCAUUACCCACGAUCCUAGUGAGGAAUGGAUGCUAGUGGGCUUGAGAACGAGUGAUAUCAUAAUCCUACACACUCAUCGGAAGGAGAAGUUCAAGGCUGUCCUACAAAAAUACACGCACCACCACAGCCUCAAGUUCUCCUCCUGCGGCAGCUAUUUUGUGACCACACUGGACGAGUCCAUCCAUUGUUUAGCGGCACCUUCUCUACAAAGGCUGUUUCAGGUAAAGGAGUCCUCAGAUAUCUUGUGUUGUGACAUUUCUUCUGACAACCGGUAUCUGGUCACGGGCUCCAAGAACAGUGCCACGGUUUACCAGCUCAUGUACUGAAGAUCAUGCACCGUGGCCCUCCCAGUGAAGACCCCGAGAAGGCCAGUGUGACUUAGCAUGCUGGGCAAAUUCAACAGCUGUCGCCCUCUUGCCUCAGCCCCCAUGGCCCAUCUUCUGCCCUCUCCUACACCUCCAGCCUGCACUUCGGGUUUUAAAUUAUAUGGCUUGAGGCUUUUCCUAUUUUAUUUUUCUGCCUCUGAUUUCUGGGUUUUGGCAGGAAAUGUUAUGAGAUAUGGCCUUUAAUUAAUAAAAGAGCAAAGCAUAAUCCAAAA
This is a messenger RNA of Ictidomys tridecemlineatus (thirteen-lined ground squirrel), 1873 nucleotides long. RefSeq names its product TLE family member 7 (gene Tle7). Gene Ontology annotation, biological process: regulation of DNA-templated transcription; negative regulation of canonical Wnt signaling pathway. Gene Ontology annotation, molecular function: protein binding; transcription corepressor activity. NCBI's taxonomy places the organism in Eukaryota, Metazoa, Chordata, Mammalia, Rodentia, Sciuridae. The record is from RefSeq and is a predicted model, not a curated record. Gene Ontology annotation, cellular component: transcription regulator complex; nucleus.